This is a messenger RNA of Knipowitschia caucasica, 1305 nucleotides long. The record is from the annotation of a GenBank genome assembly. Lineage: Eukaryota; Metazoa; Chordata; Actinopteri; Gobiiformes; Gobiidae.
AUGCUGCGCUUUCUGCCCCUCAAACUGGGCCGCCUGUACCGCUGUCUCAAACUUCUGCUGGUAGUGGGAUUAUUUGUGGUCCUGCUGAUGAACACCCACAACCUGUUUGCCUCAUUCCAGAAGAACGAGCUCACUGACAGACGCUUCAUCAACCUGAACAAGUGUCCUGCCUGUUUUGGCACCAGCUGGUGUCGGAAGUUCAUGAACGGACAGGUGUCCUUUGAGACCUGGGGCCGCUUGCGAUUCCUUGAUGUUUUCAAUGUCAAAAAUGUUUACUUUGCUCAAUAUGGAGAGCCAAGGGAGGGCACUCGGCGUGUGGUGCUCAAGAGACUCGGCUCCAACCAGGAGCUGGCAGAGAUAGACCAGAAGAUCUGUAAGAGAGCCACAGGUAGACCCAGAUGUGAUCUCAUUCAGGCAAUGUACAAGACUGAGUUUGCCAGGAUAAAUGGAGAUGUGCGUCUGCUUACCCCAGACGUAGUAGAGGGCUGGUCAGACUUGGUGCACUGUCCUUCUCAAAGACUAUUGGACCGUGUAGUGCGCAGGUACGCUGAGACCAAAGACUCAGGCAGCUUCCUGCUCAAGAACCUUAAAGACACAGAGAGGAUGCAGCUGCUCAUGACGCUGGCAUUUAACCCUGAACCACUUGUUCUCCAGAGCUUUCCGUCAGAUGAAGGCUGGCCCUUUGCCAAAUACCUGGGAGCGUGUGGACGUGUGGUGGCUGUAAACUACGUGGGCGAGGAGCUGUGGAGCUUCUACAACGCUCCGUGGGAGAAGAGGGUGGACCUGGCCCGUCAGCUGAUGGACAUUGCUGAGCAGUUAACCAACAAUGACUUUGACUUUGCCCUCUACCUGCUCGAUGUCAGCUUCGAUAACUUUGCGGUCGGCCCGAGGGACGGAAAGGUCAUUGUUGUCGAUGCAGAGAAUGUCCUGGUGGCAGACAAGAGGCUGAUCAAGCAAAAUAAGCCAGAGAACUUUGAUGUAUGGUACGAGAGCCGCUUCGAGGAGUGCGACCGAGAGGCCUGCCUGUCCUUCUCCAAAGACGCGCUCUGCUCCAGGGUCACAGUGGAUCAUAAUUACUAUGCCAUUUGUCAGAACCUGCUAUCCCGGUAUGCUACGUGGCGUGGCACCACCGGCGGACUACUCCAUGACCCCCCAGCCCACAUAGCCAAAGACGGACAGCUAGAAACUCUCUUGGACGAAUGCACCAAACCUAAAAAGCGCUAUGGUCGCUACCAGGCGGCAAAAGAAUUACGCGAGUACCUCACACAGUUAGCUGCUUCUUCUGCUGCAGCUACAGCUAGGUAG